GGUUUCUUUCUCCAAAGAAAUUUGGUAAUCCAGGAGAGCGUCUCCGUAAAAAGAAGUGGGACCUCAGUGAGUUGCCCAAGUUUGAGAAGAAUUUUUAUGUGGAACAUCCAGAAGUGGCCAGGCUCACUGCAUUACUUUCAGAGUUACAAAUAUGGCAUGUUUCAUCGUUGUAAACUGCAUUGUUCAGAAACUUUCCUGGAAUAGUAUUUGAGGCAAGCUGGAAAGUUAAGGGAAAACUUGCUGAAACAGCCCAAUCCACUGCUGCUAGUGGAUGAGUAAUUAGGAACAACAACAAAAAAAGAGUUUGAGGUUGAAGAGCUGCGAAGGAAGAAGGAGAUUACAAUUAGGGGGGCAGAAGCCUGCCCCAAGCCUGUGUUUGCCUUCCACCAGUGUAACUUCCCACAGUAUGUAAUGGAUGUCUUGAUUGAUCAGAACUUUUCAGAACCCACCCCGAUUCAAUGCCAGGGUUUCCCACUGGCCCUCAGUGGUCGUGACAUGGUGGGCAUUGCUCAAACAGGCUCUGGGAAGACAUUGGCGUAUUUGUUACCUGCAAUUGUUCACAUCAACCACCAGCCGUAUUUGGAGAGGGGAGAUGGUCCAAUUUGUUUAGUUUUAGCUCCUACACGAGAGCUGGCACAACAAGUGCAGCAGGUAGCUGAUGAUUAUGGCAAAUGCUCAAGACUGAAGAGUACUUGCGUAUAUGGAGGAGCACCCAAAGGUCCCCAGAUCAGAGACUUGGAGAGAGGUGUUGAGAUCUGCAUUGCCACACCUGGCCGCUUGAUUGACUUCCUGGAAGCAGGAAAAACCAACCUUCGUCGAUGUACCUACUUAGUGUUGGAUGAAGCAGACAGAAUGUUGGACAUGGGCUUUGAACCUCAGAUUCGUAAAAUUGUUGACCAAAUAAGGCCUGACAGACAGACUCUGAUGUGGAGUGCCACCUGGCCAAAGGAAGUGCGUCAGCUUGCCGAAGAUUUUCUGCGAGAAUAUGUUCAGAUAAAUGUGGGCAAUCUGGAACUGAGUGCCAACCACAACAUCCUGCAGAUAGUAGAUGUAUGCAUGGAGAGUGAAAAGGACCAUAAACUAAUACAGUUGAUGGAAGAAAUCAUGGCAGAGAAAGAAAACAAGACUAUAAUCUUUGUGGAGACCAAGAGAAGAUGUGAUGACCUCACUCGAAGAAUGCGUAGAGAUGGUUGGCCAGCUAUGUGUAUCCAUGGAGACAAGAGUCAGCCAGAAAGAGAUUGGGUGCUUAAUGAAUUCCGUUCUGGAAAGGCUCCCAUCCUCAUUGCUACAGAUGUUGCAUCCCGUGGUCUAGAUGUGGAAGACGUAAAGUUUGUGAUAAACUACGACUAUCCAAACAGCUCUGAGGAUUACGUGCACCGAAUUGGCCGUACUGCCCGUAGCACCAACAAGGGUACUGCCUACACAUUCUUCACACCAGGGAACCUGAAACAAGCCAGGGAGCUGAUCAAAGUGUUGGAGGAAGCUAACCAGGCCAUCAAUCCAAAACUGAUGCAGCUUGUGGACCACAGAGGAGGAGGAGGUGGUGGAGGAGGUCGGUCUCGUUACCGUACCACCAGUUCCUCCAACAACCCUAAUCUGAUGUACCAGGAGGAGUGUGACCGGAGGCUUCGGGGAGUAAAAGAAGGCCGGAGAGACUCUGGCAGCUUCAGAGACCGUGAACGUAGUGACAGUUACACCAAUGGAGCAAACAAGACCUAUGGUAGUGCCUAUGGAAGCCCAAAUUCUGCAUUUGGGGCAGCCCAGAGCCAGUAUGGCUACACCCAAGGGAGCUAUGGAGCAGCUGCUGCCGCCUAUGGCACAAGUGGUUAUGGCACUGCAGAAUACAGUGCUGCUAGUGGCUAUAGGGCCACCACUACAACUGCUGCCUGUGCUGCUGCCGGGAGAACCUCACAAAGCUCGACUCAACAGCAGUAUGCAGGGAUAGGUCGGUCAGGCCAGCAGCCGCAGCCUCUCAUGUCACAACAGUUUCCUCAGCCUCCAGGCACUAACAUGAUAGGCUACAUGGGACAGACUGCCACCUACCAGUAUCCGCCACCUCCCCCACCCCCUCCUCCUACACGCAAAUGAGACUGCUCACUGCAGGUGACCAGUGUAAACUUCUUACAUUUAAAGGAACCUUUUCUUUCUUUCUUUCUCCCAUUGUGGUGUUUAUGCCAUGCAGGUUAGAUUUAGAAUUCACUGUCCGCAAUCCUCCUGCCCACCAAAACAUGACCCCUGGUCCACAUGACUGAUCUUGCUGUUGUCUUUUUUCUUUUCUUUUCUUUUCUUUUCUUUUCUUUAAAAAAAAAAAAAAAUCUAUAUACAGUUGACUGGAAAAUUGAUUUUUUUUUUUUUUAAUUUUAAUUUUUUUGUCUUGCAUGUUGAAGAAAUUGAGACAAUUUUUCUUUUCAAUUUUUUCACCCCUCUGAAGAAUAUGGGUAAAAGGCAGAUAAGUCCCAGCCCAAUCUUCUUGAUGUCUGAGGCUUAUGUAUGAAAACAUACUCUAACUGGGAGAGAGCCUCUGUGCUAUAAUGUGCUCAUUUCAUUUCAGGAGGUAUCAAGAGGUGGAGAAUUUUUGGGGAGCCAAAAGCACUACCUUUAAUGUAAAUUCAAGGAAACAGUGCUC
Molecule: messenger RNA, 2626 nt
Organism: Alligator sinensis (Chinese alligator)
Lineage: Eukaryota; Metazoa; Chordata; Crocodylia; Alligatoridae
Gene: DDX17
Product: DEAD-box helicase 17
Exons: 13
Coding region: 412-2088 (558 amino acids)
Biological process (GO): alternative mRNA splicing, via spliceosome
Cellular component (GO): cytoplasm; ribonucleoprotein complex; nucleus
Molecular function (GO): RNA helicase activity; RNA binding; ATP binding
Source: RefSeq, a predicted model, not a curated record